CAUGUCGCGUCGGUGUCCCGACUCAGCUCCGAGUGCAUCUGCUGCUCGUCAAGAGCCUCAGUGACCGGGCCUUCUUUUUAUAUUGCUGCCUCCCUCUUAGGCCGCUCUUUCUGCCCGCCUCGCGCCUCUGGCUGGCCGGUCCAUGCGCCAGGUGUUGCCGAGAGAACUCGGCCGCCGACCGCGCAGCAAGCGAGUCUGACGAGCCCAAGUUGGGGCUCCCGGCAGCUUCUAGAUAACGGCCGGCACGUAGAUGUCCUACGGCCAAUUCGGAUACUCCUACCCCGCAUCGUCACAGUUGCUGGUGUCCGGCGGCGCGUCCUCGCCCAGCUGCGCCGAGCCGUCCUCGGGCGCCUCUUCGACGUCAAGCGGGAGCGGCGGCGCUGGCGGCGGCGCGCCCGAAAGCCCCAUGGCAUCCGAGCAGCCCGUUUGCUACGAACCAUCCCGGUUCUUGUAUCCGCGGCUGGCCACGGGCCUCGCCGUCAACGGCCUCUACCCGCCCUCGUACGCCGACCAGUCGGGAUACGUGGCAGCACUGGGCACCAGCUCAGCAGCUUUCUACCCUUCCCUGGACAACCGGGCAACCUGGGGAACUAUUCCUCAAGCGGCGGCUGCUUGCUAUCCAUAUGACCCUGCUCUGGCUGCCUACAGCCCCUAUGGCGACAGGUAUGGGGCAAUGGAUAGUGCAGCACGGCGAAAAAACGCUACACGAGAGACAACCAACACGCUGAAAGCCUGGCUGUAUGAACACCGCAAGAACCCGUACCCAACGAAAGGAGAGAAAAUUAUGCUGGCAAUAAUCACAAAGAUGACUCUAACGCAGGUGUCCACGUGGUUUGCGAACGCUCGGCGGCGACUCAAGAAAGAGAAUAAAAUGACGUGGGAGCCGCGUAACAAGAACAAUGAAUCUGGAGACGACAAGGCGGAUGGUGGGGCGUCCGAUACGGACAACGACUGCGGUGACAAGGUGGAAAGCGAAGCUCAAAGGGACAUCAAACCAGAAUUACAAGAUGCCGAACUUGACGCAAGAAAACCUGUCAUGGAGCGUGGUGAUGCUGGCUGCCUGGAUUUGCAGAGCUUGACACCACACGGAGGCGGCCAUGGGUCACUGUCGACGCCAACUUUUUCGUCCUACUCAAGCAAGAACAUCCCUGUGGCGAACAAUAGCAGUAACCACAGCGUUCACGACACAUCUUCGGACGAUGGCAGCGGGCCCAUCUCACCGAGGAUUCAACGUUCCUCUCUGCGUCACCACGGCGCCUAUCACGAUGACCGCUCAUCGGGAAACUCUCUAGUCAUUGUGGACCCUCUGGAAGGUUCUCGACCAAAGAUAUGGUCACUGGCGCAAACUGCCACGUCAGACAGCCCACCCGGUAUGCGCCGCUCACCGGCUCCGCCACUCAACGAUCGCUAUGGUUUUCAGCAAAGACUAGUCAGCGAAGCCAACGCUGGAACGGCAGGGGCAACAUCUGGCUACUACCGCGACUUACACACGGAUCCGAGCUUCAUGUCCACGACACAGCCCCUACAUGCGCAGCUGGGCCACCAAAGUUCUAAGCAGUCUGCAUCCUGGAUCAAUGGCCACUCUCCUAUGGCUCCAUCAUCAGCAUCUUCAGCCGGCCACACUGACGUCCUGAACCUGACCCCCGAAGGGUCGCCGACUUCCUACGUCUUGAGCCGCCCGAGCAUGGGCUGCAUAUCUCCCCAGCCACCGCAGACAGCGUUAUCGACAGUUGGAAGGAGGUUUGCCCUGGCGGAGGAGAAAGAAUCAGCAGCGGCACGCCACGAACAGUGCUUGGUGAAACCGGAAGGCAGCGUGUACGAGACAAACGUGCAUGACAUGGCCGUCGCAGAGGGGGCGAACUUUUGCCGGAGACAGGCUCUGAUGACACUUCAAGGGAGCUGCCUCACAGAAGCUGCCACCUCAGCAGCGCUGGCUGCUUCUCGGCUUCCGGUCCACUCGACCUACAUGACUGCUGGAGAGAAGAUCGAGAAAGGUAAAGUUGGAUCUGCGCACUUGCAAACUUCAGGCAUUGGUGGCGGAAAUUCAAACUCCUGCAUGUCCAACAGCACAGCGUUCAAGCCUGUUCCUAAGAGUGACGUCAAGUCCAUCUGACAAGAAGAAAGUGGUACGGGCAGCACCUUUUGGCUUCAAGAUGAGUUCAAGGCGAGCGUUCCGCAGGAGAGCUUCUAGAAGCAACGUACGCAACGUAGCCCCACCAUCCUUUAGACGCUCCUCCUGGUGGCCCUUGUGUGUCUGCAGUGGAAGAGAGCUGGUGUUGCGCAGAUAGUGUUCCGAUAGAAAAGCUUCGGCGGACUUGUGCUGUGAACUUACGCCACUGCUUGCUCGGAGUUCUGUGGAACAGUGCGCAAAAACUGCCAGUGGGUCGUAGUGUUUCCCAUCGGCUCAUCGUCGAAAGUGGCAACUGCUUAUUUCUUUCUUUUCACAGGGCCCGUCCCGGCAACACAUCAUGUUCAUCCAGGCAGAAGAACGGGGCUUUUCUACUGCUCGAGAUGCCACGCAAAUACUAAAGUGCUCCACUGGCAACAGUGAAACACACCUCUAGUGCACGAACUCGAUACAAGAACGCGCUGGAGACGUAGCAGUGGCGGCUCUGUUCAGCAUUCUACAUGCACUGACAGUCCUUGAACGUUUAGUGCCGACUUGAGACAAGUGUGAUACAACGCCUGCUUGAAUUUCAUUCGAGCUCUUGUGAGCGUCUCUAUAUUUUUUUUUUUCGUACGUUUAUUUCUUCACUCUUAUGAUUCACAACACGUCACUUUCAGCAGGUUUAUUGUGACAGCGGCGGGAAAUUUGCACGAGAAUCCAUAAAAGAGCUAAUGUUUUUCGUUCAUUUUUAAGCUUACUUUCCGCCCUCCGAACCGAGUUGUUUCAUAAGUAUAUACAUGCAUAACAUUCAAUCUGCACGCGAACAAUCGACAUGUGGCGAUCAUUGAGAAACGUAUAUAUAUAUAUAUAUAUAUAUAUAUAUAAUAAUAAUACCGCUUUUUAAGUAUAACAUGUUGCUGCUGGAGUUCAAAGUUGAUGUGUUUUUGUGUAGGUUUAGCGUUUUGUACAUAAUAUACAUACUUGCGGGCUGUAUUAAAACCUAAUACGCUUGUGUACAUACAUGUAUUUGAGGGAUGGUUGCUGUAAACAAACGUGCUAUGUACUGCACCAAUGCUCUCACUUUAAGCGUUGCUUUUUAUUGUUCUAACCAGAUUAUCGAAGGCAAGGGCAUUAGGGAAUGAUGUUUGCCCGCAUAUUUUCAGUAGCCCUGGCUAUACGCCGGUGACGGCAACUUCAAGCAGCUCUGAGAAUUGUUGACAGACGCGCCUGUGUUUACCCCUCCCUAUGCACUCCCCAUAAAGGAAGCUUACUGGAGCUCAACACUAAUGCAAUCAACUUCUUCUUGUGCUGUGAACCGAAAUAAUCGAAACGUGCAUUGGUUUACGCUUAGCACUAGAGAUGUUCCUGCUCGAGAGUAUUGAUGCUGAAAACCAAGAGACUUUGCGACAGAUCACUAACAUAUAGGUUUCGUUAUUGAGGCUUUGAUUUGUAUGUAGUACCUAAGAAUGAUGGCUGAAGUAUCAGAGUUAUUGUCUUUACUGCCACUUUUGUGCAAUUUCUUUUGUUUUAGUCUUCCUGAAGUACAACACGGCAAGCAGAAGAUAGUCACAUAGUUGAGGUAUAAUUUGUUGAAUACUGUCUUCAGGUCUCUUUUUUGCGCAAAGAAGCUUAUACGUGUUACAGUGGCUACGUUUACGGUGUUAGUUUUUUUUUUCCUUCAAAGAAACCGGGUCAUGAGGCGUCCCUGUUUUCAUAAGAUGGUUGCAUAGGACAAGGCACCAGAAAGCAUAAAGGCACUUCGAAGUCCACAGCAGUGAAGUAACCUUCUGCACGGCUUCACCGCCUUGCGGCAAAGUGGCCUCUGCAGGCGUAACGACAGCUAGCUCUGCAAAAUAUUUAUCGCGAGGCUUCAAAGGCUUCUCAAAGAUGCGCGUCUAGGAAAACUCAGCAUCAAGGCUCAAGGAAAGUCUAUUUCACUGGAAUAAUCACUGCAUCCAUUGCAACCAUAAAAAAAAAAUAUGUGGAUUUCGCCUUAUUCUGUUCCUCAACCACUGCCUUGCCUCCUGUAAAACUGUCGCUUUCUCUGCGGUUUCCUAGUCACGAGAGACCCAUGCUUCGAUUUUAGGACUUCACCACCACCAGCCUCAGUGCUGGUUUGACAGUGAUGACGAAACAUCGGCCGAUGCUCAC
Molecule: messenger RNA, 4258 nt
Organism: Dermacentor albipictus
Lineage: Eukaryota; Metazoa; Arthropoda; Arachnida; Ixodida; Ixodidae
Product: iroquois-class homeodomain protein IRX-4-like
Biological process (GO): neuron differentiation; cell development; regulation of transcription by RNA polymerase II
Cellular component (GO): nucleus
Molecular function (GO): RNA polymerase II cis-regulatory region sequence-specific DNA binding; DNA-binding transcription factor activity, RNA polymerase II-specific
Source: RefSeq, a predicted model, not a curated record